Messenger RNA from Linum tenue, 669 nucleotides. The record is from the annotation of a GenBank genome assembly. NCBI's taxonomy places the organism in Eukaryota, Viridiplantae, Streptophyta, Magnoliopsida, Malpighiales, Linaceae.
UGUUGGGAAGCGAUCGAGCAUCCAGCGUGCGGUGAUGAUUGAUGAAUAUAUAAAUCUUCCCUAAUCCCCAUGCCUUUGAGUCACCUGAGUUUGAUUAUAGUGCUAAUCCUCCUGAGCUUGCCCGACACUCACAUAUAAAUUAACUAGCCAGUUUAUAUAGGUAGUAGCAUCUGAAACAGCUAGCGAUGGGAAUCAAGGCGGUAUCCUUCCUCCUCUUGGCCUUUGUAAUUUUCGCUUUUGCAGAGUCCUCCAAACCUUUGGAUGCAGCUUUACACGACAACAAUUCACAUAUGAUAGCCACCGCCACCGCCACCACCAGGAAGCUGCUUCUUUCGCCAGCUGGAACACAAGUGCGACCAACGUCCUACCAAGAAUGCGGGACCUACGGUUAUUGUUGUCUUUACGAUCCGGUUUACAACUAUUGUCCCAAGUGCUGCCGCAGACCACCGACGGAGGAUACUUCGUCGCCGGAGAUUAACGGAACCACUGCAGCAAAGAAAUCAGAUAAGCAAGAGACGGCUCCGUCCAGCGCGACAGACAAACCAACCGAGCCAAAAAAUUAAAGAAAGGAAUACCAUAGUAGUAUGUACGUACCCUGUCAUACAACAAAUAAACAGUGGUUACAAAACAGACUAUGCUGGUUAAGUUGAGUUUUUUUUUUUCUUCCUC